Messenger RNA from Protopterus annectens (West African lungfish), 3786 nucleotides. RefSeq names its product ADP-ribosylation factor-binding protein GGA1-like. Gene Ontology annotation, biological process: intracellular protein transport; vesicle-mediated transport. The coding region runs from base 20 to 1927 and encodes 635 amino acids. Gene Ontology annotation, molecular function: small GTPase binding; ubiquitin binding; phosphatidylinositol binding. NCBI's taxonomy places the organism in Eukaryota, Metazoa, Chordata, Ceratodontiformes, Protopteridae. The transcript is spliced from 17 exons. Gene Ontology annotation, cellular component: trans-Golgi network. The record is from RefSeq and is a predicted model, not a curated record.
AUUUUUAAAGUGACAGGAGAUGGCGGCUGUCAAAGAAUUUUCUUUGGAGUAUUGGCUGAAUAAAGCUACAGAUCCCAAUAAUCAAGAUGAGCAGUGGGACUGCAUCCGGGAAUUUUGUGAUCUUGUGGACAAGGAAGCAGAUGGCUCGCAGAUUGCAGUACGUUUUUUAGCCCAUAAAAUUCAGUCACCUCAGGAAAAAGAAGCACUGCAUGCAUUGAUGGUUCUAGAGACUUGCAUGAACAACUGUGGUAAAAGCUUUCAUUAUGAAGUGGGUAAAUUCCGUUUUUUAAAUGAGCUAAUUAAAGUUUUAUCACCAAAGUAUCUUGGUACUUGGUCUACAGAAAAAGUAAAGUCAAAGAUCAUAGAAAUGUUGUACAGCUGGACUCUCUGGCUAACAGAUGAAGUUAAAAUCAAAGAAGCUUACAAAGCUCUUAAAAAACAAGGGAUUAUAAAGAAGGACCCAGAGCUACCUGAAAAUCAGAUUUUACCUCCACCUUCUCCUCGGCAGCAGAACUCUAUUUUUGAUAAAGGAGAUACCUCAAAGCUUUUAUCCCGACUUCUGAGCAGUGGAGAUCUAGAGGAUCUGCAGAAUGCAAACCGACUCAUCAAAAGCCUUGUUCAGGAGGAUCAGGAAAAGAUGGAGAAAGCAAGCAGACGACAGAAAACCAUUGAAGAAGUUCGGACUGUUACUAGUCAGUUGAAUGACAUGUUGAUCAGUGUGAAGAAGAAUAAGAUGUCUGAAGAUGAAAAUCAGAAGAUAAAGACUCUGUAUGAAAGGUGUGAGAAGCUAAGGCCAACACUCUUUCGAAUGGCAAGUGAGACUGUCGACAGUGAUGAGGCUUUAGCUGACAUAUUGAAAGCCAAUGACGAACUUGCACAGGCAGUUAAUCAGUACAAGCAAGUAGCUAAAGUGAGCCAAGUGAAUGGCGGGUCUCCUGAAGUUCACUGCACAGUUAAAGAGUCUAAAUCUCCUCAAAGCCCUGGUGGCAUCAAGAGUUACCACUUGAUUGACUUUUCUGAUAUUGACUCGGUUUUCUCUCCUGUCAUGGAACACACAAAAAAUAAUCAACAUGGCAAUUCUUCCUGUGUAUCUUUGUUGGAUGAAGAAUUGAUGACACUGGGACUGAAUGACUCUCCACCACCAGAAGCACUGCGGCCUACUUCUACAGACAGAAGUCUCUGCUCACUCCAGAAUGGGUUGAACAUCAGUUUGCAAUCUUCCAUAUGCCGUAAAAACCCUGAAUACAGCGAGUCAACAGAACACUCCUCACUUUCUGGGAUAAGUAUUAAAAGCACCUCCUUUAAUGACAUUCCUCCAGUUGGUAAAUCAACAACACAAGAUGCUCUUUCCAGUUUGACUCAGCAACACAGCUGGGCACCCACUCCACUUCCUUCACUUGUGGCAAGGUCAACACAGAACCCAUUUCAUUCUAAGCCUGCAGAGUCUGCCACACGGGUGUCAACAUUUACAGUGGCUGAGUCAGCAGAAAUGUCACUUUCCAAAGUUUUUGUACCCCUGGUUUCUAUUAAUCCAGAUACUAUUCUUCCGGUAACAGUCUAUGAUAAAAAUGGUUUUCGAGUGAUGCUCCAUUUCUCCAAGAACAGCCCUCCAGGAAGGCCUGAUGUUCUAGUAGCAGUGGUGUCUAUGCUUAGUACAUCACCACAUCCAACUAAAGAUAUUAUUUUCCAAGCUGCUGUGCCAAAGUGCAUGAGAUUAAAACUGCAGCAUCCGUCUGGCUCAGAACUCCCUGCCUUCAACCCUCUACUCCCUCCCACUGUUAUCUCUCAAGUGUUACUGUUAGCCAAUCCGAGGAAGGAACCUGUGCGUUUGCGAUUCAAACUUUCAUUUGUACAGGGAAAUCAGACAUUCUGUGAAGUGGGAGAUGUGAAUCAGUUUCCUGAUGUGAAUUCCUGGGGAACCAACUAGAGCUUGCAUGGAGGGCAGUGGGUUGUUCCUGCACCUGACACAAAACCAAAGUAUUACAGAUUUCUUUACAUGUGCCUGAUUCCAUGUAGUAUGAUAAGUUCAGAGGGUACAUGUGUGAAGCUAAUGUGUGUUUAGAGCAACAGCAUUAACACUCCAUGGAGAAUUGUUUUUGUACUGGCCACACUGAACUUGUAGCAUGUACCAUGGGUUUACAGAGAGAAAUACAUUGCAAUAUGUGAGAUGACUUAAGCACAUCCGUGACCCUAUUAGAAGUCUGUGCCAGUGUUAGCUAAGAAAGUAGCAUGUGUAGUAGAGCUGUGUUUUUUUUUUUGCACUAAGUGACAUACAUGAAAAUGACAUUUAUGCAACAUUGAUCUGCAUGCAGCUGUUCUGAUGUGGCAGGAUGAAUACUUGAUGAACUUGGAUAUGGUUACCUUUAUGUAACUCUUCUUAUUAGUCCUAAUUAUGAGAAGAGCUAUGAGUAUAUAUUGAACAGGCCUUCUCAUUGACAGUCUCCCCAAGUGUGACUGUUUCAUGACUAAAUGACAGCUCAUUCUUUUGUGAUACAAGCAUUGUAAUGAUAGGUGGGCUUGCACAAAGCAGGUAAGAGGAGGCUACAGCCAGUGAUAUUAAGGUAACUGCUAGAAUGUGAAAUGUUACAAUUAAACACAUGGUUCCCUAAUACUUUGCAGAAAGACAUGUUGUACAUGAUGAGUGUGUGUUUUGUGUGUGGAUGUAUGUGUGCACAUUCACAUGACUUUGCUUGUGCGAAGAGUAAAAGUGGGUCCAUAUAAUCUUCUAGUAGUUUUUUAUUUUCUCCCCAGUGCUGGCUGCUAGCAUAAGCCCACUGUCAAGAAAACACAAGAGCCAGUAGAACAUACCAUUCAGCUAUAGAAAGACCUGUACCAUGUGCUAGUCCAUGUUGAUUAACAAAGGUAUCCACUGCUCCACAUAGCUGCUGUCUGAAUGCAGCCAAACAGCUAUGCCUACAUGCUAUUUCAGCAUACAGAUAUCCAAAACUUUUCAUAAGUGCUGGGUCAGCAUACAGAUUAAUGCAGUCUUGCACAAAUGCAUAAGGAUUAUGUCUAUGUGUAGGGUAAUACAGACAUACACAGGUCUGCAUAGGUGAUGUGCCAGCCUGCAGAGAAAUAUAGAUAUGGCACAGCUCUGCAUAAGUGAUGUAUCAGCAUGCAGAGUAAUGCAAGCAUAUAGCAUAAUUGUUGUGCAGAUUUCCACAUGAGCAGUGCAUUGGCAUGGAGUGUAACAUAACCAUGUACAAAUGAUCACAAGUGCUCUGUCAUCAUGCAGUCUGACAGUGAUGUGCAAUUUUGCAUUACACAUAGAUGGGCAUAACUCAGCAUGCGUUGUGUCCAUUUGUAGUGUAACACAUGUGCCUAACAUUUUUGUAAGUGUUGCAUCACCAUGCAGACUAUAUAUAGUUGUGCUUGUGUUGCAGCACUAUGCAGAGUAAUAUGGAUGUGUACAGCUUCAUGUAAGUGUUGCAUCAGCAUUUAGAGUUAUGGCCAUGCAUAACUUAUCAUAUGUACUGCAUCAGUUUGCUGACAUGUACAACAUAUAUAAAUGUUAUAUCAGAAUGCACAGCUCUGUACAAGUGAUGUCUUAGCAUGUUUCUCUAUAAUUGGUUGUAAAACUGACUAGUUUAUGCUGAUCUGUUUCUGUUCCCUGAAUUAAAACUGUCUGAUCACUUUCUUACAUAGAAAAUCACUGCCACUGUGGUUUAUGUUCUUAAUGUGGCAGUGUUUGAAAGAGUUUAGCCUUUUUUUCUUCUACAGUUGAUUGACCGUGACAUUAGUGGCUGUGUGUGUGUGUGUGUGUGUGUGUGUGUGUGUGUGUGUGUG